Thermothelomyces thermophilus ATCC 42464 is the source of this 813-nucleotide messenger RNA. RefSeq lists its product as uncharacterized. Gene Ontology annotation, molecular function: protein tyrosine phosphatase activity. The record is from RefSeq and is a predicted model, not a curated record. Gene Ontology annotation, cellular component: nucleus; cytoplasm. The transcript is spliced from 2 exons. NCBI's taxonomy places the organism in Eukaryota, Fungi, Ascomycota, Sordariomycetes, Sordariales, Chaetomiaceae. The coding region runs from base 216 to 680 and encodes 154 amino acids.
CACACAGAAUCGCUAUCACCUCAGUACAUACACACACGCCAGACUCUGGUUUGCAAACGUUCCGUCAAGAGGAAAGCUUUGCCAGUUUAAUUAAUACUUGCCCGGCAACAUUAUGCGCCUGGGUUGAGGAUCGCACAAUGACAGUUCAAGAAGAAGCAUCACAGAAAAAUGGCCAUGGGCAUGGCCAUGAGCAUGCGCAUGAACACUGUCUCAAGAUGGCACUACGAGAAGACGGCACUCCGUGGUGGACCGACUUCCCCGAACCAGCAUCGACCGCGGCGCAGGUCACGCCGGGAGAGGUUUUUGACCUCCUCCAGGCCCAGGAAACGGCCGAAAACGAACAGCGGCGCUUCCUCUUGGUGGACACACGGCGAACCGACUGUAAAGGAGGAACUGUGCGUGGGGCCAUCAACCUGCCGGCUCACAGCUUUUACCCAACACGCAAGACCCUGUACGGCUUGUGCAAGCAGGCAGGCAUCAAGACAGUCAUCUUCUAUUGUGGCUCUUCCCUGGGGCGCGGCCCUCGUUGCGCCGCCUGGUUCCAGGAUUAUGUCAAUCAAGUCGGCGGUGUCCUCGAGUCAAAAGUUAUGACAGGCGGCAUCCGAGGCUGGAUGAAAGCGUACGGCGGGAGGAUGAUGGAUGGCUAUGACGACAAAGCGUGGGAGGCGGAGGAGAGAUAGCAUAUGGUUAUGCUGGGUAUCUUUGCGCCGUCGAAUCUGCCCUGCCGAAUCCUGUUUUUGUUGACCCGUUUGUAUCGUUGAACGCCGUGCUUGCCCCGAAACCGUUUUGCCUCGCAUCCCAAAAGCAGAGCAG